AUGUCCAUCUCUGGCACCCUCAGCAAUUAUUAUGUCGACUCCAUCAUAAGCCACGAGAGCGACGAUUCCCCCUCCUCUAAAUUCGCCCCCGCUCAAUUCGCGGCGCCCCGAGGUCCCGGCGAAGCCCUGGAGUUCCCCUCGUGCAGUUUCCAACCCAAACCGGCCCCGUUCGGCCCCUCCUGGGCCGCCCCCGCCGCCUUCCCCGCCUUCCUCCCGCAGCCUUGGCUGGAGCCGGGCCCCGGCUCCGCUAAACCCGAGCUAGGCCGGGCUUUGGACGGGCCUAAGGGCGGCUUCGCCUUGGAGCAGCCGCGGGAAGCGCUGGGCAUCGCCCCCAACCAAAGGCGGGGAGGAUUCGAGGAUCGUAAAGCGGGCGAAGGAAGCGAAGACAAAGCCGGCCGAGAUCAAACCAACCCCGCCGCCAGCUGGCUGCAGGCGCGCUCCUCGCGCAAGAAGCGCUGCCCGUACAGCAAAUUCCAGACGCUGGAGCUGGAGAAGGAGUUCCUGUUCAACAUGUACCUGAGCCGUGAGCGGCGGCACGAGGUGGCGCGGCUGCUCAACCUCAGCGAGCGCCAGGUCAAGAUCUGGUUCCAGAACCGCCGCAUGAAGAUGAAGAAGAUGAACAAGGAGCAGGGCAAGGAGUGA
Messenger RNA from Camarhynchus parvulus, 642 nucleotides. It is a transcript of the gene HOXB9, whose product is annotated as homeobox B9. Gene Ontology annotation, molecular function: DNA-binding transcription factor activity, RNA polymerase II-specific; RNA polymerase II cis-regulatory region sequence-specific DNA binding. The transcript is spliced from 2 exons. NCBI's taxonomy places the organism in Eukaryota, Metazoa, Chordata, Aves, Passeriformes, Thraupidae. The record is from RefSeq and is a predicted model, not a curated record. Bases 1 to 642 code for a protein of 213 amino acids. Gene Ontology annotation, cellular component: nucleus. Gene Ontology annotation, biological process: embryonic skeletal system morphogenesis; anterior/posterior pattern specification; proximal/distal pattern formation.